Myotis myotis is the source of this 3182-nucleotide messenger RNA. RefSeq names its product peroxisomal biogenesis factor 12 (gene PEX12). The record is from RefSeq and is a predicted model, not a curated record. The transcript has 3 exons. Lineage: Eukaryota; Metazoa; Chordata; Mammalia; Chiroptera; Vespertilionidae. Gene Ontology annotation, cellular component: peroxisomal importomer complex; peroxisomal membrane. Gene Ontology annotation, molecular function: zinc ion binding; protein binding; ubiquitin-protein transferase activity. Gene Ontology annotation, biological process: protein monoubiquitination; protein import into peroxisome matrix. The coding region runs from base 896 to 1975 and encodes 359 amino acids.
CUUUCCACCUCCGCAUUCCCUUCAUCCCUCCGCUCCCAGCUCCACCGCCCGCGGGACCAAGUUCCGGCGGCGCCAGAGGUGGGCGCCCCAAACAUCUGGUCAAAACACCUCUGCAGAGACUCAGAGCUCUGGUUUCCUACCGAGACGGCCCGCGAACCCAACUACCUAAAGCGAGCAAACACUUCUCUCUAAGGGAGUCGCCCAGCGCCCUUCCAUUCCCGCGGGGGCGGAAGCGGAAGUGCUCGUGGGUCAUAGCGUUUUCUGGUUCCGGUUUCGGGGCCGCGUUCGGGGCUAGAACGCCUCUCCGCCGCCGCAGCUGCCCACCGCCGGCGGCUUCUAUUUCCGGGUGCGGCUCCUGUCCUAAAGCGGAGACCUCCCGUCCAACGUGGCGUCGUGGGUCCUUCGCGCCUCGCCUGGGGUCAGCGCGCAAGGACGGGCGCGGGCGGGGUGCUCGCCAGCCGGCGGCUGGAGCCGGGCCUCGGGUGCCGGCCCGCACGAGCACCUCUGAUUUCUCAGGACGGGCCGGCUUUUGAGCCCUCGCGAUUGGAAGCCCCCGAUCCGCAGCUUCCACGACUGCAGCUGGAGAGGACAGACCUCCUGGCCCCUGCCUCUCCCCCAUGGUCACGCUCUGCCCUGUGAAGUGCAGCAUUUGCAAGUCACCCCUUCCCUACACGGCACUUCCACCCAGGUCCUGCCUUAACGUCCUUCUUCCUUGAGACCCGUCCCUUCUGCCUCCAGAAGUGGUCUUUUCUCUCCCAGUUCCUGUAAAAAUUGAGAAUUAGGAGUUUCGGAUAUCCUGCGGAAAGAUUACUUUUAAGACUGAGUGCCCAUUGGAUACCCCAAACAAGUUCAUGCUUACUAGGGGCAAAGUGAAACCCAGUGCACGCAGAAAACUAUGGCCGAGCACGGGGCUCACAUCACAGCUGCUUCUGGGGUGGAUGACCAGCCAUCCAUCUUUGAGGUGGUAGCACAGGACAGUUUAAUGACAGCAGUGAGGCCUGCUCUUCAGCAUGUGGUCAAGGUUCUUGCAGAAUCAAACCCUGCCCGCUAUGGCUUCUUUUGGAGGUGGUUUGAUGAAAUCUUUGCCCUGCUGGAUCUUCUGCUCCAGCAGCAUUAUCUGUCUAAAACCAGUGCCUCAUUUUCUGAAAACUUUUACGGCUUAAAGCGGAUUGUCACCGGGGACACACACAAGCUUCAGAGACUGGCCAGUGCUGGUCUCCCAAAGCAGCAGCUCUGGAAGUCCGUUAUGUUCCUGGUUCUUCUUCCCUAUCUGAAAGUGAAGCUGGAGAAGCUGGUUUCUAGCCUGAGAGAAGAGGAUGAAUAUUCUAUCCAUCCCCCUUCUUCCCGCUGGAAACAAUUUUACAGAGCCUUCCUGGCAGCCUACCCAUUUGUUAACAUGGCCUGGGAAGGCUGGUUUCUUGUACAACAACUUCGAUACAUCCUAGGAAAAGCUCAGCAUCACUCACCUCUACUUAGUCUGGCUGGAGUUCGGCUGGGUCGACUUACAGUUCAGGAUAUACAAGCCCUGGAGCACAAAGCAGCUGAAGCCAGCAUGAUGCAGCAACCAGCCAGGAGUAUUAGUGAGAAGAUCAAGUCAACUCUGAAAAAAGCUGUGGGAGGUGUGGCCUUAUCCCUCUCUACUGGCCUGUCUGUCGGUGUAUUCUUCCUGCAAUUCCUUGAGUGGUGGUACUCGUCAGAAAAUCAAGAAACCAUCAAAUCACUGACUGCUCUGCCGACUCCUCCACCACCUGUACACCUAGACUACAAUUCUGAUUCUCCCCUGUUACCCAAAAUGAAGACUGUGUGCCCACUGUGUCGUAAAACCCGGGUGAAUGAUACUGUUCUUGCCACCUCUGGCUAUGUGUUUUGCUAUCGCUGUGUGUUUAGUUAUGUGAGGACUCACCAGGCUUGUCCCAUCACAGGUUAUCCAACAGAAGUACAACAUCUAAUUAAACUGUACUCCCCUGACAACUGAAAGGGAUUAGCAUCUUACCUCGCAGGAAAAUCAUUGCCCAGAAGGCCACAGGGCUGUUUUUCAGCAUGGUACACGGCGUUAUUUGGUACUUCUUAGCCUCAAUUCAUAAUUAAAUGAAUUUUUAAAAAUUACAUGGAUUUCUUUAAAAGGAUAUACCCAUGGAUUUAACCUUCUAACCUGCUCUCGAGGCCCCAAUUUAAAGUUAACCAAGCUGAUUAGAGUAAGAGAAUUGAGGGUCAGUAUAGAAGUGGAUAAAAGAGGAUAAUCAGUACAGAAGCUUUUCCUUAAAGAACGAAGAAGUAUAGAAGCUCUCAGGAAAAACCCAUGUUAGACCUCAAAGUGGGUGGUGAAGGGGAAGCAGACCUUGUAUUUAGAAAAGUUUUCACUUGCCUAUGAGGAAGAGGUUUUAUCAGUUUACAAUGUGAAAAGUGGGCUUACUCUUGAAAAACAAUCGCUCCUUCUAUAUACUGUGACCCAUUUGUUAUGUAAUGUCUGCUGUAAUUUAUCAACUUCUAAAGAUUUCUUUAUGAGUCUUUCUUGGGAAACUGGUUAAAGGAAAAUUAAGGUGAAGUGUAUAUAUAGAUUUUGGUGAGAAAGCAAAGCUAAUAAGCAAUGAAGAGAUGAAGUAAAGCCGAGGUGGUGUGGCUCAGUGGUUGAGCAUCAACACAUGCACCAAGAGGUCACCGGUUCAAUUCCCAGUCAGGGCACAUGCCUGGGUUGUAGGCUCAAGUCCCCAGUGAGGGGCAUGCAGCAGGCAGCCAAUCUCUUAUCAAUGUUUCUAUCUCUCCCUCUGCCUUCCUCUCUCUAAAAUCAAUAAAUAUUAAAAAAAGAUGAAGUAAAAUACUCAUCUAUGUGUAAAGAAAGGCUCCUUUAAUAAGCCCUUUCUCCUUGCUAUUAAGAGUUUGCUUAUCUGGCCCUAACCGGUUUGGCUCAGUGGAUAGAGCAUCGGUCUGUGGACUGAAGGGUCCCAGGUUCGAUUCCGGUCAAGGGCAUGUACCUUGGUUGCGGGCACAUCCCCAGUGGGGAGUGUGCAGGAGGCAGCCGAUCCAUGUUUCUAACUCUCUAUCCCUCUCCCUUCCUCUCUGUAAAAAGUCAACAAAAUAUAUUUAAAAAAGCGUUUGCUAAACUGGCAUGAAUAAUUCUGGCUAUUACUAAAGUUUCUAUGAAACGCUCAAAUACAUUUCAAGAAUAAAUGUUUUUUGGCAAA